Messenger RNA from Darwinula stevensoni, 2769 nucleotides. Lineage: Eukaryota; Metazoa; Arthropoda; Ostracoda; Podocopida; Darwinulidae. The record is from the annotation of a GenBank genome assembly.
AUGGCUAAACCUGCAGAAGGCGCAAAGAAAGAACGUCGCCGCGUUGGCCGUGGUAUUGGUUCAGGUUUUGGUAAAACAGCUGGUCGUGGCCAUAAAGGUCAAAAAUCACGUACUGGUGGUUUUCAUAAAGUAGGUUUUGAAGGCGGUCAAAUGCCUAUUCAACGCCGUUUGCCUAAACGUGGAUUUAAAUCAAUGACUAAGGCUGACACUGCGCAUGUGCGCACAAGUGAGUUGGCAUUAGUGCCAAAUGAAGUCAUCGACUUGUUAGCUUUAAAAGCUGCAAACAUUGUUUCUGUAUAUAGAUUGGGCGCACACAUACCAGUACCUGGAAUUGACCCAGUUGCACUUGCCAGCUUAUUUGCUCAGCAAAAAGAUGGUAUUUUAGGUAUGUUCAAUAUGUUCUCAGGCGGUGCGCUUGAGCGCUUUACUGUGUUUGCAUUAGGAAUUAUGCCUUAUAUUUCUGCAUCAAUUAUUAUGCAAUUGAUGUCAGCGGUUUCACCUAAGCUGGAACAGUUGAAAAAAGAAGGUGAGGCGGGACGUCGCACUAUUACAAAAUACACUCGCUAUGGUACGGUGGUGUUAGCAACAUUUCAGGCAUUGGGUAUAGCAGUCAUGCUUGAAGGGCAGCCAAAUUUAGUGAUUGACCCAGGCUUUGUUUUUAGAUUUACGGCGGUCAUCACGUUGGUGAGCGGCACAAUGUUUUUAAUGUGGUUGGGUGAGCAAAUUACUGAGCGGGGUAUUGGUAAUGGUAUUUCUAUCAUCAUUUUCGCAGGGAUUGUUGCUGGGCUACCGAAUGCGUUAGGUUUAACUGCAGAAAUGGUAAAUAGCAAUACGUUAAGUAUUCCGCUAGCUUUUUUCUUGUUAUUGGCAGUAAUUCUUGUGACUGCGCUAGUUGUUUUCGUAGAAAGAGGGCAGCGCAAAAUUACGGUUAAUUAUGCAAAAAGACAAGUUGGAAAUAAGGUAUAUGGUGGCCAAACUACGCACCUGCCACUGAAGUUAAACAUGGCGGGCGUGAUUCCACCAAUUUUUGCUUCUAGUAUAAUUUUAUUUCCUGCGACGUUGGCGGGCUGGUUUGGUAGUAAAGAUAGCAUGUCGUGGUUGGUAACGGUAAAAGAUAAAUUGUCACCUGGCGAACCUAUCUACAUAUUUAUGUUUGCUGCUGCUAUCGUGUUUUUCUGUUUCUUUUAUACAGCAUUACAGUUUAACCCUAAAGAAACAGCUGAUAAUUUGAAAAAAAGUGGUGCUUUUAUUCCUGGCAUUAGACCUGGUGAGCAAACGGCAAAAUAUAUUGAUGGCAUUAUGGGACGCUUGACAUUGGUAGGUGCGGCCUACAUCACAGUUCGUGCAUCAGUAAAAGCAUUGUGCCGUAAUUGUAAGGUUGUGCGUCGUCGUGGCGUUGUGCGUAUUAUCUGCACAGACCCACGUCAUAAGCAACGUCAAGCUUCACUCGGGAGUAAUUGUAUGGCGCGUAUCGCUGGGGUAAAUAUCCCAAAUAAUAAACAUGCUGAGAUAGCACUGACUGCGAUUUAUGGCAUUGGCCGUAACACUGCGCAGAAAAUUUGUGCUGCCGCUGGCGUAUUACCAUCUGUAAAAAUGAAAGAUCUCAAUGAUGCAGAUGUAGACAAAUUGCGUGAUGAAGUGGCAAAAGAAAAAGUAGAGGGUGAUUUACGCCGUGAAGUUUCUAUGAAUAUCAAACGCUUGAUGGACUUGGGUUGCUAUCGUGGCGUGCGUCAUCGCCGUGGUUUGCCAGUACGUGGUCAACGCACAAAAACAAAUGCUCGUACUCGAAAAUGCAACAUGGCAAAAGCUAAUGUACGCGUAAGAAAGAAAGUUAAAAAGAACAUUGCAGAAGGGAUUGCUCACGUGCAUGCGUCUUUUAACAACACAAUUAUCACGAUUACUGACCGUCAAGGCAAUGCUUUGUCAUGGGCAACUUCAGGUGGGCAGGGUUUUAAAGGUUCACGUAAAAGUACACCUUUUGCAGCGCAGGUUGCUGCUGAAGUUGCUGGUAAAUCAGCACAAGAAAAUGGUGUAAAGAAUUUAGAAGUGCGUAUCAAAGGCCCAGGUCCUGGUCGUGAGUCAGCCGUUCGCGCCUUAAACGCAGCUGGUUUUAAAAUUACCAGCAUUACCGAUGUGACACCUGUGCCACAUAACGAUCCUAAAUGCCGUCAGUGCCGCCGCGAGGGCGAAAAGCUGUUUUUAAAGGCUGAAAAAUGCUUUACUGACAAGUGUGCGAUUGAGAAACGUAACUUUCCUCCUGGUCAACACGGUCAGCGUCGUAACCAGCGCUUGUCUGAUUAUGGCGUGCAAUUACGUGAAAAACAAAAAGUGCGUCGUAUUUACGGUGUGUUAGAAGCACAGUUCCGUAGUUAUUACGCAGAAGCAGAUCGUCAAAAAGGCAUUACUGGCGAGAAUUUACUUCAGCUUUUAGAGUGCCGUUUAGAUAACGUUGCAUAUCGUAUGGGUCUUGGUGGGUCGCGCACUGAAGCGCGCCAAAUUGUGCGUCACAAUAGCAUUUUGGUAAAUGGCAAACGUGUCAACAUUCCUUCAUACCAAGUGAAAGCGGGCGAUGUGGUUAGUGUAGCAGAAGCAUCAAAAGAACAAUUGCGUAUUAAGGGUGCGUUAGACGCAGCUGCGCAACGUGGUUUUCCAGAGUGGAUUGAAAUGGAUGUUAAGGCACUUAAAGGCACAUUUAAGGCUAAACCACAGCGUGAUGAAUUACCACCAACUAUCAAUGAAUCAUUGGUUGUUGAGCUGUACUCAAAAUAA